Molecule: messenger RNA, 1986 nt
Organism: Aureobasidium namibiae CBS 147.97
Lineage: Eukaryota; Fungi; Ascomycota; Dothideomycetes; Dothideales; Saccotheciaceae
Exons: 6
Coding region: 1-1986 (661 amino acids)
Source: RefSeq, a predicted model, not a curated record
AUGAGCUUUGGCUGGUCCAUCAGCGAUGUCAUCCUGCUCGCACAGUAUAGCUGGAAAGUGUACGAGAGCUUUACUGACGGCAACUACAACGCUACGAACGAGUAUGAAUGCUUCAAGCGAGAGUAUCGGCAGGUAAUUACCUGCCUCGAGAGGCUCGUCGUUGUCAGUCCCGACCUCGCUUCGCUAGCAGGAUUUGACGAGACGUUUGGAGAUACUAUCAAAUUCAUCGACAAGCACCGCAUUCUCACUGCUAAAACGACACGUCCUCUGAUCACCGCUUUGCCACAGACGAGCAGUAGAAUCAAAGAUUUUCUCGACCGUGUUGGCCGUGGGUACCAAACAGCGACAUGGCCAAUAUAUCGUGAGGAGGCAGAGAAGCUUCACCGACAGCUUGAUCGAGUUGUUGCCAUUGCAACAUUACACGCAACGACAACGACACUCCAAAACACACAUGGCAUCGAGAGGCAGUCAGAGGAGAUCAUGCGUGCAGUAAAAUCCUUGAGCGACAAGGUCAACUUUGUCUUGAGAAGAAUCACGCCAACAUCAAUAACAAGCACGACUGACUUGGACAUAAACUAUCUCACAACACUGUCUCACACCAGCAUCAAUCAGCCAAGUGCACUACACCAGAUAACUGCACAUCUAGAUCGUAAUGAAUCACCAGACGAUAUGCUUCAGCUGCUACAUCAAUUCUCGCAAAAGAUGGAAUACCUUAUCAUGAGAGAUUCUGGCGGAGUGCGCCCGGUAGUCAGGCAUCAAACAUCAAAUAUCCAGGGCGCGGUCACAGCUGAGCGCAUUGUACCUGUACUUCAACUCCUGGACACUGCCCGCAGCGUUGUGGACACCGCACUUGGUCUUACUCCCACACAAACUCAUCCCCGGAACCAAGAGCGAUCACCGAGUGUCAGUUUAGGAGUCCGUGCUGAGGAUUGGGAUGUCUUUGGACAAUGGUUGAAAUGGCAUAUGUUACACCAUGAGCCAACUCGAUCGAAGCGUCCUGUACAGCCUCCGAGAGUGGUCUCAACAGAAUCUGCUCCACCCACAAGUCCUGGUGCCCUCCAGGCACCUCGUCAACAACUCACCGGACGACCCCGAGGAGAUAUUUCUCCAAUGGGCAGUCCUCUUCCAGAACCAGUCUUCACACCCGGCACUGAUGCGUUUUCCGAUGCAUUUUCAACCCCAGAGAUACUGAGAUCCCCGUCUGGAGUGGUUGAAAAGCUUCGGAGCAGGACCAGAGACCAGAAGACAAUAUACCACCUACCACAUGGCGGUGCAACUCGAGCAAAUACUUUUGUUCCAUGGGUUGACAACAGUCGUGUACACAAGUCAAGUUUAACCGAGGCAAGACUACAGUUCAAAGGCUUGCAUCAGAUUAUUGUCAAGGACGAAAGAGCUCAUAGAAGCACGAUAUACAACACCAGGCCUAUGUAUUGCUUCGACGAACUCGAAGAUCUUCAAUAUGUGCAGGAACAGCUGCUUGGUAAGACUAUGGUCGCGACUCUCGAUGUUGUGCGAAUAUCGACACGUGCUGGCCAGGACCACUGCGCGUCCGAGACACUACGUGUCUUGGAAGACGCUGAGAGACAAAGAUCACUCUUAUACUAUGCUCAUAAGAUGUCGGCAAAGUCUGCCACACAAAGUCCUGGCUUUAUCGAGUGGUCAUAUCAAGAAAGUCGACAAAAAGAAGGUCAGAUUGACAUUCAGUCGGCGAGACAACUCCAACGCAGGUCAACAAUUGGCAGUAUCGACUCCGUGCUCUCAAAUGAUUCGACAUCAAGCAAGAAUCUUCAAACAAGCAUCAUGGACCGUAUCAAAGCAAUAGACUGCGAGUUCUACGACCAAGAAGAUCGUGAAGCCUUCGAGGAACUGUGUAAACCGUCGUCGGCACCUGUGUUCCGUAUGCCUUUCAGACCACGAGAUGUAGGUAUUGGUUCGCCACUAGCGGAGUUGGAUAUUGGUCUACCACUUGCAGAACUGGAAGGUUAA